AUGGGCUCCGGAAGUUCCAAGCCGCAGGGCUCGCAAUAUGUCUUUGCUGCAGACAGUCCCGUCAGCUUCUCACCUUCCGUCGUCGACUCGCUACAGAACAGCCCCGAGACCGACUCGACCCGCCAGCGCAACCUCGAACUCCAGAUCCAACAGCGCGUAACCGAAGAACUCGAGCGCAUCCGCAAAGAAGAAGCCGCCCGCCUCGCCCAAUACACCGAGCGCCUGACCCCUUCUUCUGACGAGCAAGACUCCUCUUCCGACUCCUCUUCCUCCCCCUCGCUCAAGGAAAAGCUCUCCUCGGCACUCACACCCUCAUCCUCGCAACCCAAGGACCGCAGCAACGACAGCGUGUCAAAAGAAGUCGCCGAGCUGCGCAGCAAGCUCGAGCGUCGCAAGAACCUGGCUGACAACAAGGCUGAUGCGAACCUGGAAAAGGCAAAGGAGGGCUUGGUGCAGUGUUUGAGGUUGAACGAUCGCAGGCCUUUGGAUUGCUGGGAGCAGGUCGAGGCCUUCAAGGCAGAGGUUGCCAAGUUGGAGCAAAAGUUUGUUGAUAGAGCUUUGCGAUGA
Aureobasidium namibiae CBS 147.97 is the source of this 567-nucleotide messenger RNA. RefSeq names its product DUF1690-domain-containing protein. The transcript is spliced from 3 exons. Bases 1 to 567 code for a protein of 188 amino acids. The record is from RefSeq and is a predicted model, not a curated record. NCBI's taxonomy places the organism in Eukaryota, Fungi, Ascomycota, Dothideomycetes, Dothideales, Saccotheciaceae.